AUGAAGACUGAAGAUCAGUGGAACGCCAUUAAGCAACACGAUCUUCGAUGUUACGCCAACCCUCGUGGCGUGCUUCAAAAUGUUCGAAAGAAGGUGCUGGUGGCGGGUUUGAUGGCAUGGGACAAGGAACACGGCAAUGCGGAAGCAAACAAAAUGGAUCGAGAAGGCGAAAGACUUGUUGCGGAGAAAAACCGUGAUGAAGCAGCCGAAGAAGCAGCUGGAAAAGCAGUAAAACCAGGUAGCACAUCAAAACCAGUCACUGAUAAACGCAAAAGGCCCUCAGAAUCAACCACGGGUCCAUCAAAAAUCCAAAAGACGAAGGGAAUGGGCUCUUCAAGUGGAACAUUGUCUGGCAAGACGAUUGACACUCCGAAACAAACAGGCCAGAGCAAACCUGGAGCUGAUAAAAAGUAUAAGACGCGUUCGACUCGAAGCAGCAGACCAGGCAAAGGAACGUCGAGCACCACGAGCACUAUGAAGGGAACCUCCGCCGAAACCCCCGACACACCGCCUCCUCACAGCGAACCACCCUCCCCUACAGAGCCCACCAAAGAUCCAAAGACUCCCAUCGGCCCCAAGCUCACGACAAAGUCGCCCCCUGGCUCACCGGGUUCGUCUUCCUCCUCCUCCUCUUCCUCUGAUGAUGAGCCAGAGGACCAAGGUCCAAACGCCGACCCCGGCCGCUAUACCGACGAAGCAGACGCAGAGAAAUACCGAGCCGACCACCACGUUUUCGAGGAGGUGUAUUCGGAGACGGAGGAAGAGGAGGAGAACGUCCCCAUGAACGCACUUGGUGGGCCGGAGCGGGAGAAGCGCCGCAAGAAACAGCGUCAACGGAACGGUGAGCCGGAGCCAGAGGCGUGGGAUGGGAGUAGUAAUUAUCUGAAGGAGAGGAAGUGGUACAAGGAGGGUAUGAAUCUGGAUUGA
This is a messenger RNA of Dothidotthia symphoricarpi CBS 119687, 927 nucleotides long. RefSeq lists its product as uncharacterized. The record is from RefSeq and is a predicted model, not a curated record. The transcript has a single exon. NCBI's taxonomy places the organism in Eukaryota, Fungi, Ascomycota, Dothideomycetes, Pleosporales, Dothidotthiaceae. The coding region runs from base 1 to 927 and encodes 308 amino acids.